AUGGUGCAUUAUCGAAACCCGUACGUCAACUAUAUACGAAGGAAACCUUUGGCAUUUUUGGCACCAAUAACAGUCCUCCUAGUCAUCUACUUUUUCCUAUUCGGAUCGACCACAUCCACCACUUCGUCAAAGUCCACCCCGAAAUACAGCUAUGACAAGAAAUCAAAAUCGUGGUUUACUUCCAACAGUCAAGAUUCGGUAAUGGUGAAGAAUAUGCCCAAAAAUCAUAUAGCCCAUUACGACUUGAACAAGUUGUCUUCAUCUGCCGAUGCGUUAGCCAAGAAGGAAGAAGUGUUGAUCUUGACCCCAAUGACGAAAUUCUUGCCUGGAUACUGGGAGAACUUAAACAAGUUAACAUAUGAUCACUCAUUGAUUUCGUUGGGAUUCAUUUUCCCCAGAACAGAGGAAGGUGAUGGUGCAUUGAAGGAUUUAGAAACUGCAUUGAAGAAAAGCAAAGCUAGUAAUACAUUGAACUUUAAAAAAGUGACUUUGUUGAGACAAGAUUCAAACUCGUUAGAAAGUCAAUUGGAAAAGGAACGACACGCAUUCAAGGUGCAAAAGGAGAGAAGGUCAAUGAUGGCGUUGGCGAGAAACUCGUUGGUUUUCUCCACCAUUUCACCCUCUACGUCGUGGAUAUUAUGGUUGGAUGCGGAUAUCGUCGAGACGCCCCCUAACUUGAUCCAGGACUUGGUUGCACAUAAUAAACCCGUUUUAUCCGCCAAUGUUUACCAAAGGUUUUAUGACGAGGAAAAACAACAGCAAUCAAUCAGACCAUACGACUAUAAUAACUGGGUCGAAAGUGAAGAAGGUUUGAAAUUGGCUGCUAGUUUGGGCGAUGACGAAAUUAUCGUAGAGGGUUAUUCGGAAAUGGCAACAUACAGAGCAUUAAUGGCCCAUUUUUAUGAUCCGAACCAGGAUGUCAAUACAGAAAUGGCUUUGGAUGGUGUGGGAGGAGGUGCUGUAAUGGUGAAGGCUGAUGUUCAUCGAGAUGGAGCCAUGUUUCCAUCUUUCCCUUUUUAUCAUUUGAUUGAAACUGAAGGAUUUGCCAAAAUGGCAAAGCGAUUGGGCUAUGAGGUUAGACGAUAUUAUACUGAAACUCCACUGCGCACUAUGCUUAGACAAUUUACUAGGUCUACAAUUUCCCGUCAAAGUGCUAGACUUGCUAGAACAUACUCCACUGGAAGUUCAGCGACACGCACUCAACUCAACUCAAAAUUAGCUGCGGGUGCAAUUGUACCGGUGGCAGUUGCCAUUGGCUAUUUAUCAUGGUCCAACUCAAUCCAAAACGAGACUGUCUUGGGAGUGGCCAAGAGCAUUGAAGAGAAAUUCGAAGAUGGAGCUGCCAUGGCUGACGAACAUCAGGAAAAGUUCCAAACUGAGCAAAAACAGUUACAAGAGCAAAAAGGUGAGGAUGAGAUUGCAGAUAUCGAGAAAUUGAAGAGUGACUUGACAAAAAAGGCAAGUGCUCUUGAUUCUAAGAAUGUCUCAUCUGGUUCUUCUACCGGUAAGCAAGCUGCUGAAAAGUUGGACUCAGACACUAGUAGACACGCAGCUACUGACCCUGAAAAAGUGGAGAAGAAGCAAGAGAAUAAGGAUGCUCUUGCGUCUAAAUCGGAAGGAGAUGCCGCAGAAAAGAAGCAAAAGGCUGAAAAAUUGGAUGAAAAAUCGAGUGAUUUAAAACUGAGUGACAAAUCAAACAACGAUCAAGAAGGUGGAGAUGGUGAUGACCACCAAGCUGCUGCAUAUAACCCAGAAACCGGUGAAAUCAACUGGGACUGUCCUUGCUUAGGUGGAAUGGCACACGGACCAUGUGGAGAAGAGUUUAAGGAGGCAUUUUCUUGUUUUAUUUACUCGGAAACCGAACCUAAAGGUAUUGAUUGUAUCAAGAAGUUUGAAAACAUGAGAACUUGUUUCAAGAAAUACCCAGAACAUUACAAGGAGGAAUUGUUUGAUGAUGAUGACAAAGAAAACAGUACUGAGACUGUGGAGCAUGAAGUUUUGGAGACUGCUGAGCCUGCUGUUAAGGAAAUUGAGCAAGCCACCAAGUCAAAAGACUCUAGAUAG
This is a messenger RNA of Lodderomyces theae, 2064 nucleotides long. It is a transcript of the gene MNN9, whose product is annotated as mannosyltransferase complex subunit. Gene Ontology annotation, cellular component: mannan polymerase complex. The record is from RefSeq and is a predicted model, not a curated record. Bases 1 to 2064 code for a protein of 687 amino acids. Gene Ontology annotation, biological process: protein N-linked glycosylation; cell wall mannoprotein biosynthetic process. NCBI's taxonomy places the organism in Eukaryota, Fungi, Ascomycota, Pichiomycetes, Serinales, Debaryomycetaceae. The transcript has 2 exons. Gene Ontology annotation, molecular function: alpha-1,6-mannosyltransferase activity.